Pelmatolapia mariae (spotted tilapia) is the source of this 1095-nucleotide messenger RNA. RefSeq names its product proteasome 20S subunit beta 9a (gene psmb9a). The record is from RefSeq and is a predicted model, not a curated record. Gene Ontology annotation, molecular function: threonine-type endopeptidase activity. Gene Ontology annotation, cellular component: proteasome core complex. Bases 235 to 885 code for a protein of 216 amino acids. The transcript has 6 exons. NCBI's taxonomy places the organism in Eukaryota, Metazoa, Chordata, Actinopteri, Cichliformes, Cichlidae.
CUAACUUUCGAUUUCAAUUUUAUCAGGGAAAACAUGGCGUCCGUCUAAAACCUGCCUGUAGAAAUCAUUUGGUAAAUCAAAUCAAUAGAAAAGUAGUAAAAAUAGAAGUUGAAGCAUAAACGAAGGCUUUCUAAAACGUAAAAAAGUGAAAUAAAACUGGAGCUGCUCGACCAAACGUUUCGGUUUACGUGAGGAAUCAGACUGCUGUCGGUGUGUGGUUAUCUCUGCAUCAGCAUGUUGGAAGAAACAGCACCAGAAUGGCUGUCAGAGGAGGUGAAAACAGGAACAACCAUUAUUGGCAUAGAGUAUGAUGGUGGGGUCGUGUUGGGGUCUGAUUCCCGAGUGUCUGCUGGAGAGACGGUGGUGAACAGGGUGAUGAACAAACUGUCUCCCCUUCAUGACAAGAUCUACUGUGCUCUGUCAGGAUCUGCAGCAGACGCUCAGACCAUCGCUGAGAUAGUCAACUAUCAGCUGGAUGUGCACAGUAUUGAGGUUGGUGAGGACCCUCAGGUUCGCUCAGCUGCCACUCUGGUGAAGAACAUCUCAUACAAAUACAGAGAAGAGCUGUCAGCACAUCUAAUUGUUGCCGGCUGGGACAGAAGAAAUGGAGGGCAGGUGUUUGCAACUAUGAAAGGACUCCUGACACGUCAGCCGUUUGCUGUUGGCGGCUCUGGCAGCUCGUAUGUUUACGGAUUUGUUGAUGCUGAGUAUCGCAGAGGCAUGAACAAGCAGGAGUGCCAGCAGUUUGUUGUCAACACUCUCUCUUUGGCAAUGAACCGUGAUGGCUCCAGCGGCGGCGUGGCUUACAUCGUCACCAUCGAUGAACACGGCACAGAGGAGAAAGUGAUUCUAGGAAAUCAGUUACCCACCUUCUUUGACCAAUAGCACAUAAGUUGUCCUCACAGAAGCUGUGGCUCACAGUUUUGGCACAACUGUCAAUUAACUCAGCCUGUGAUGAAACAAUUAAGGAGCGGUAUACCUUAAUAAUAAGUUGCUGCAUAUCUCACUAAUAUCCAAAGGUAUUUCAAGUUUAUGUCAACAAACCUUUGUGUAAAUGAAAGUCCGUCUUUACAGUUGAUUACAUUUUUGUUUCAU